Molecule: messenger RNA, 939 nt
Organism: Tetrahymena thermophila SB210
Lineage: Eukaryota; Ciliophora; Oligohymenophorea; Hymenostomatida; Tetrahymenidae
Product: DNA-directed RNA polymerase, beta subunit
Exons: 1
Biological process (GO): DNA-templated transcription
Molecular function (GO): ribonucleoside binding; DNA-directed RNA polymerase activity; DNA binding
Source: RefSeq, a predicted model, not a curated record
AUGAAAAGUUUAACGGUACAAAUGUAUGUAUUGCAGUAUUGUAAGAACAUGGAUAUUAACAAGAAGAUUCUAUUACAAUUUCAUCCAGAUUAGCAAAAUCUAUGUAUUUAUAAUGUAAAUAAGAUAUAAUAGAAGUUGUUAUUUAGAAAUAAUAAACUGGAUCGACUGAAAUUAUAGGAAGACCAGACAGAUAUAAUUAAAGGUAAGAAUGGAGAUGUUAAAAAUUUCUAACAUGAUUUAAAUUAUGAAAAAUUAGAUGAAAAUGGAUUAAUUAGAGAAGGUUCAGUUGUAAGAAAAGGUGAUAUUGUUAUAGGUAAAAUAUUAAUUUUAAAUCAAGAAGAUUAAAUAAUUGAUAGAUCUAUAAAGUUUGAAUAUGAAGAAGGAAUAAUUUUAAAAGUGAAAUAAAUUAAUGUUGAUGGAUAAUAAAAAAUUAUAAUAAGAUUUAUUAUUCCAUUAUAUCCUUAAAUUGGUGAUAAAUAUGCUGCAAGAUGCGGAUAGAAGGGAACAAUUGGAACAAUUAGAGAUGAAAAUUAAAUGCCAUAUACAAAUGAUGGUACACCAAUUGAUAUUAUAAUUAAUCCUUGUUCAUUUUCAACCAGAAUGACAAUAGGUAUGAAUAUUGAAUAAUAUACUUCUUAUCUUGUGUUAUUAACUGGAUUGUUUUUGGAUUCUUCAAUGUUUUGCGAUGUAAAAGAUCAACUUAAUAAAACUUAUAAACAUUUAUUAGAUUAUUAUAAUAAAAUGUAAAAUCUUAAUGAUACAAAUCAAAGUGAAGAAGAUAGAUAGAUAAGAAGAAAUAUAAAGAAAUAUAUUGGGAUAGAAAAAGAUUUAUUAUCCUUUAACUGGAGAAUUUAUUGGAUAUGCUCAAGUUGGAUUUGUAUUUUAUGCUGCUCAAGAAUAAAAAGCUUUUAGUAAACUUUAUGCUGUAGGAUUUAAUGA